CCAAAGGGUGGAUGGGAAAAGGAUGAAACUCAACAACAAGCAGCAAUGCGAGAAACCUGGGAAGAAGCAGGUAUUAAGGGUAUCAUCACUAGACACAUUGGCGUCUUUGCCGAAAAAUCCAAGACAGGUGUGAAAGCACAUCAUUGGAUCUAUGAAAUGGAAAUUAUCGAAGUGACAAAAAAGUUUCCCGAAAUGAAGAAGCGAGAACGUCGUUGGGUAAGCUAAACCAUUUUUUUUAAAAAAAAAAUAAGAGACCAAUGUAUAGAAAAACGUGAGAGAAAGGGACUCACAUUCAAUUUUUUCUUUCUUUUUAGUUUACGUAUGAUGAAGCCAUGUUGGUGGUAAAAGCAUCGUAUAUCCAUGACGCAUUAAGCAUGUCUAGCUUGAGUCCACUAGUCCAUCCUAACCCAGAAUCACUCCAGGACAAUGAAAAGAAGAAGGAAAAGAAAAAGGAAAAGAAAAAGAAGCAACAGGAACUAGAGGAAGCUCUUCUUACAGAAAUAGACUUGGAAGAACAACGUUUAAAGAAAGAACGAAAGAAGGAAAAGAAGCGUGAAAAGAAGGAGAGAAAAUUAAGAGAGGCUGAAGAACAAGUCACCUCCGACGAAGAUGAACAAGGUGUACCUCUCACAGACGAUCAAAAGAAGCAACGCAGACUCACUCGUCUCGAAAACGCUGCUGCUGCUGCUAUUUCUACCGAUGAAGAAAAUUCAGACAAGGAAGAGGAAAAGAAAAAAAAGAAAAAGAAUAAGAAUAAGGGUAAAAAAGGUGAAAUAUCCGAAUUAACAGAGGAGGAAAUGAAUCCCAUGUUUAGUUCAUCGACCUUGAAUACCGUCCGUAGUACAGAACAAAAAGCAAUCGAUGAAGACAAGUAUAAACCCAUCGUUCAACAUUUACCUCUCAAUCAACAGUUACGUCAAACCCAUAUUUCUUCACAUCCUCCUCAACCACAUCAAUUCCCUAUCCCCCAGCCUCAAUUUGGCUCUCCUCAGCCAUCUCGCUCCACACCACCACAACAAAGACCUUCUCCUCAACAACAACAACAACAGCCACAAAAUAGACCUGCUCCCCAACAGAUACAACACCAACAAAGACCUUCCCCUCAACAACAACAACAACAACAACAGCAGCCUAUGCGCUCGCAACAAUCCAUGCACUCGCAACAAUCCAUGCACUCGCAACAAUCCAUGCACUCGCAGCAGUCAAUGCACUCUCAACCAUCCAUUCAUUCUCAGCACUCACCGCAGUCAUCCCCUAUGCACUCACCGCCGAUGACCAUGGGGUCAAGACAACACAUGCCACCCCAAGGGAGACCACAAUUAUAUUCUCCCAACGGUACUGCAUCCGCCGCCGUUGCCAUUGCAGGAGGAGGAGGGGGGGGUCCAGGACAGAGACCCCCAGCCAUAGGGGGAUAUUCCCAACCACAAGGAGGAGGAGCACCACCACGUAAUGCACAUGGACAACCCUCUUUUGGGGGAGCUUCGUAUCCAGGACAACCGUAUCAAAGAUCGCCACCACAACAACAGUAUGGUGUACCCUCUGCUACAAGACCACGUAACCAUCAUGUUGUAGAAGAUCAUUUUUAAAUAAAAUAAGAAAAAGCUAAAAAAAAAAAAAAAAAAAAAAAAAGAAAACUGUCAUAUUUUACCCACACAGAUACCGUGACAC
Messenger RNA from Mucor mucedo, 1668 nucleotides. RefSeq lists its product as uncharacterized. NCBI's taxonomy places the organism in Eukaryota, Fungi, Mucoromycota, Mucoromycetes, Mucorales, Mucoraceae. The transcript has a single exon. The coding region runs from base 333 to 1586 and encodes 417 amino acids. The record is from RefSeq and is a predicted model, not a curated record.